Molecule: messenger RNA, 771 nt
Organism: Williopsis jadinii
Lineage: Eukaryota; Fungi; Ascomycota; Saccharomycetes; Phaffomycetales; Wickerhamomycetaceae
Gene: SRP102
Product: Signal recognition particle receptor subunit beta
Exons: 1
Coding region: 1-771 (256 amino acids)
Source: RefSeq, a predicted model, not a curated record
AUGUCACUAUCCAACGUCCUACUGGUUACAUUCGUGGCCAUCUUGGUCGCUACAGGUGUGCUCGUCAUCCUUCAAAGACAGUCAAGUGCCGUGGCAAUACCACUACUGGGAGGUAAAGCCACCAACAAACAACCAACGUAUAUCAUCUGUGGUCCUUCGAACAGUGGGAAAACGGUGCUGUUUCACCACUUGACCCAGCACAGAUUCGUUCCGACGGUGUUAUCACAGGAACCAAACUCGACGACGAAAUUCCCGCUGCCUUCCUCCGGUGCCUCUGUACAAGAGUUCAAGCUUGUUGAAUUCCCGGGCCAUAACAAGCUACGUUCCAUGCUAUACGACGAGAUUAAGCAGAGUCCGAAUAUCCAUGGGCUCAUUUUCUGCCUUGACUCCACCACUGACCCUAAGCAACUGUCUGAGAGUGCUAAAUUCCUCUACAAUGUUCUCGUGCUGACUGAAAGAAGACCUGGUGGUGUGGAUGUGCUAGUGGCUUGUACCAAGAACGAGUCCUUCAGCGCAAGACAGCCAAAGAAGAUUAGAGAGGUUAUGGAGAAUGAGAUUGGUGUGUAUAGAUCUCUUCAAAGCUCUAAUGUUUCAAAAAAUGACGGUGAUAACGAUGGAGAUGAUGACGAUGAGCUCGAUCUCGGUGAUGCUGGCGCAAAAUUCCAAUUCGAUCAACUCGAGGCUAACGUUGACUUCAUCGGUGGCAGUGUGCUAAAGGGCAAGACUGACCAGUGGGAAUGUUGGAUUGACGAGAGAUCUGUAAACUUUUAA